This is a messenger RNA of Adineta steineri, 885 nucleotides long. The record is from the annotation of a GenBank genome assembly. Lineage: Eukaryota; Metazoa; Rotifera; Eurotatoria; Adinetida; Adinetidae.
AUGUGUGCAGAUGUUGAUUAUUUUCCUCGUUUAGUUAUGAAAGAUAAACUAUUAACAGCACAAUAUGAUAGGCGAAAUAGUUGGGCAACUUCAAUAUCAUCUUCAUCAUCGUCAACAACUACAACAUCGUGGUUAGAAAGAAAAUUGUUUAGCCAUUUUAAACGUUUUUUUCGAAGAAAAUCAAUAUCAUUAGCAUCAAAUUCAUCAUUAUCAAGCCGUCGACCGUCAUCAACUACUACAGAAGAAAUUAUUUCAUCGCCAGUUAAUGAACAACCACAACAACAACAAAAACAACAACAACAACGAGAAGAAGAAGAAGAGAAAAAUAUAAUUAAGACUGAAAAUCUAUCUUCUUCUUCUUUUUCUUCGUCGUCAUCAUCUUCUACUCCUUCGAUUACAGAAUCUUCACCAUCAAAUAAUCCUAUUGAUUUAUUAUAUGAUUAUGAUCGUCUUCUUGCUCGUUGUAUAGAACGACAAGAACAUGAUCGACCUGAAAUGAUCUUACGUUGUCAAACACCAAUAUCAAUUCCACAUGCAGAUUUAGUAGUUGGCCAAUCACGUACAACACUUAUUAAUUGGAAAUCAUAUGUACGUUUAUUUCGUGCAUUGACACGUGACCCACAUCUAUUUCAACAAUAUAUUAAUGAACAUUAUUCAUGUCAAUCAUCAAUAAAUCAACGUGAACAAUUAUCAUUUAAUAUUCGAACAACAAAAACAACAUUUGAUAAUAUUCUUAGAAAAUUUCUUGAUGAAUAUGUUACAUGUUUAAUAUGUCAAACGGCACAAACACAUUUGAUUAAAUCAGAUGGUAUAUGGAGAAUAGAAUGUCAAUUAUGUGGAAGUCAAAGAACAGUUAAACGUCUCAAAUGGAAACAUCAUCAUUAA